AUGGCUCGCUUUACUUGCGCACAUAUCAAGAAGGAUAACACUAUUUGUGGAAAUAAGUGCUGUGACCCCACCGGGUGUUAUAGGCACUGGAAAUUGUAUGAAAAAAAUCAGAAAAAAAAACCCUGCCUUUUUAGUGGUUGUGGAUAUCAUACUGAUAAUGAUUCAGGGUAUUGCUCCAGCCACUCUGCUAAGAUUUAUUCGCACAAUUACCAGAUGAGGCAGAAACGUAAGUCUGAGGGUCUUCAACCCGAAAUCCCUGAAGCUCCAAUUUCCGAGUCGUAUGAUCGUAGUGCUUUGAUCCAUGAAUACUUAUUUCCCGUUUCUUCACAACUAUUUGCGGAUUCGAUCCGUGUUGAAGUACUAGGUGAUAUUGUUGUAAUUAGAGGCUCAGCUCCAGAGCCACCCAGAAUCUAUGAAGCUCCUGUUUCUGAGUCUGAUGAUGAGGAUAUGGGUAUUGGCCUAUUUGGGGAUUAG
Rhizophagus irregularis DAOM 181602=DAOM 197198 is the source of this 474-nucleotide messenger RNA. Lineage: Eukaryota; Fungi; Glomeromycota; Glomeromycetes; Glomerales; Glomeraceae. The record is from RefSeq and is a predicted model, not a curated record.